Molecule: messenger RNA, 549 nt
Organism: Plasmodium cynomolgi strain B
Lineage: Eukaryota; Apicomplexa; Aconoidasida; Haemosporida; Plasmodiidae
Exons: 1
Source: RefSeq, a predicted model, not a curated record
CAACUUCCUUGCCACGGAACGGUGAUUCUGUGGAAGAAGCAGUUACUUUACCACAACUGGAAGGAAAAAAGUAUAUCACAAGAACAAGAAUCACAAGGACAAGAAUCACGUAUAUUGCUACCACAAUUAGAGCGAAAUUAUGUAGAAACUGUUCAUGAAAUUGCAGUAGGAUCCUUAACACAUGAAGAAUUGGAAAAAACACCAAGUGGUAAAAUAUCAACCGAAUCAGCAAGAGAAAGUGAAAAUUCGAGACAUUUUGGAAAUACAAUUGGAAAAGAACUAGGAAGUAAUUCUGUUUUUCCAUUAGACCCCAAACCUUCUUAUGAACAUAAGGGAAUAUUAAAUAUAGGUAAACCAUCACAACUACCAGAAAAUCCGUCAAGAGGUGUAUCGGGGGACCAAGGAGAUAAAGGAAGUUAUUUCUCAACAAUAACACAUACUAUUUCUGAAUUUAUAAACGACGUUGAACCAGCACCUGUUCUUGGUGUAUCUGGGGGAAUGGGUGCUUUAUAUUUACUUUUAAAGGUAUUCAAUGUUUUAAAAUUAUAA